UCCCAGUCGGGUCGUUACUGUGCUUUUUGUUCCGGAAUAGGAAGGUCGGGUCCAAAGGCUUAUUCGCCUUUCUUUUUCUCCCAUAGAUUCUCCGCGUAUGGACCCUAAAAGCUACCGCUGCUGCUGCUGCGGACCUAGACAGUUACUGUCUCAGCUUUAGGAUGUACGCUCUUCCACUAGAAGCUCUUCCAAGGGACCGAGGUAACCGCGCCCCCCCGGGAUAAAGAAGUGCGCGUGCGUUUGAGGGGAGGGCGCCCCAGACGAGAUGCCUCCUGCGCAUGUGUGACAAGAAGGCGUUCCUAGAUCGUGGAAGGAAAGCUGCUCUUCCCGAGAAGGGGAGGUGUUUCUUUGGCCUUGGCAAUUAAAAAACAGUGGAAUGGAAAGCAAUUAUUGUGGUCAUCCCGUGUUAAGCUCCUCUUCAGCAAUGUAUACAUUCCUGCUGGGGGCCAUAUUCAUUGCUUUAAGCUCCAGUCGAAUCCUACUUGUAAAAUAUUCAGCCAAUGAAGAGAACAAAUAUGAUUAUCUUCCAACUACUGUGAAUGUGUGCUCAGAACUGGUGAAGCUGGUUUUCUGUGUGCUUGUGUCAUUCUGGGUUCUAAAGAAAGAAGAUCAUCGAAAUAGAAACUUGAGAUGUGGUUCCUGGAAGGAAUUCUCUAAUUUCAUGAAGUGGUCCAUUCCUGCCUUUCUUUAUUUCCUGGAUAAUUUGAUUGUCUUCUGUGUCCUUUCCUAUCUUCAGCCUGCCAUGGCUGUUAUCUUCUCAAAUUUUAGCAUUAUAACAACAGCUCUUCUAUUCAGGAUAGUGCUGAAGAGGCAUCUAAACUGGAUACAGUGGGCUUCCCUCCUGAUUUUACUUUUGUCUAUUGUGGCCCUCACUUCUGGGACUGAGACCUCACAGCAUAACCUGGCAGGACAUGGAUUUCAUCACGAUGCCUUCUUCAGCCCAUCCAAUUCCUGUCUUCUUUUCAGAAGUGAGUGCUCCAGAAAAGACAAUUGCACAGCAAAGGAGUGGACUUUUUCUGAAGCUCAGUGGAAUACCACGGCCAGGGUUUUCAGUCAUAUCCGUCUUGGCUUGGGCCAUGUUCUUAUUAUAGUCCAGUGUUUUAUUUCUUCGAUGGCCAAUAUCUAUAAUGAAAAGAUACUGAAGGAAGGGAACCAGCUCACUGAAAGCAUCUUUGUACAGAACAGCAAACUGUAUUUCUUUGGCAUUCUUUUUAAUGGGCUGACCCUGGGCCUUCAGAGUAGCAACCGUGAUCAGGUUAAGAACUGUGGGUUUUUUUAUGGCCACAAUGCAUUUUCAGUAGCCCUUAUUUUUGUAACUGCAUUCCAGGGCCUCUCGGUGGCCUUUAUUCUGAAGUUCCUGGAUAACAUGUUCCAUGUCUUGAUGGCCCAGGUCACCACUGUCAUCAUCACAACGGUGUCUGUCUUGGUCUUUGACUUCAGGCCCUCCCUGGAGUUUUUCUUAGAAGCCCCAUCAGUUCUUCUCUCCAUAUUUAUUUAUAAUGCCAGCAAGCCUCAAGGUCUGGAAUACGCACCUAGGCAAGAAAGGAUCCGAGAUCUAAGUGGCAGUCUUUGGGAGCGCUCCAGUGGGGAUGGAGAAGAACUGGAGAGACUUACCAAACCGAAGAAUGAUAUUGAAUCAGAUGAAGAUACUUUCUAACUGGUACCCAAAUAGUUGGCAGCUCUCACAAACCUUAUUUUCACAUUUUCAGCAUGUGUGAUAUUUAUCUUUCCACUUUGAUAAACCAAGAACAUUUCUAAAGCAUAAAACUCUUUGCAUAUAUCUAACUGCUCCUUAAAU
This is a messenger RNA of Kogia breviceps (pygmy sperm whale), 1798 nucleotides long. It is a transcript of the gene SLC35A5, whose product is annotated as solute carrier family 35 member A5. Lineage: Eukaryota; Metazoa; Chordata; Mammalia; Artiodactyla; Physeteridae. Gene Ontology annotation, cellular component: Golgi membrane. The record is from RefSeq and is a predicted model, not a curated record. Gene Ontology annotation, biological process: pyrimidine nucleotide-sugar transmembrane transport. Gene Ontology annotation, molecular function: pyrimidine nucleotide-sugar transmembrane transporter activity.